Messenger RNA from Spodoptera littoralis (African cotton leafworm), 8140 nucleotides. The record is from the annotation of a GenBank genome assembly. Lineage: Eukaryota; Metazoa; Arthropoda; Insecta; Lepidoptera; Noctuidae.
AUGUCUAACAUACAUUUUUUCUCAUUCUUUCCAGUUCACCUUCAGUUUGAAGAGCUGACGCUACGCGACUACGUGCUUCACUCCAUAGUGAACAACUUUAUCAUAGGCAACUUCACCCCAACCACCUUCGCCGAGCGGCCGUGCAGAGAUGAUUCUCUUCCAUAUUUCCUACCGAAACACAGGCGUUCCGAGCGCUCAAAACAUAUGAAAAAGACCAAAAGAUACGGGGAUACCUACAGGACAUUCGGAGACUAUAGUUUAAAAAGUGUAGAUAGCCUUAGUGAUGGAUAUUACUUCAGACCAAAGUAUCGUAGUUAUAGUAGAGAUGAGAGGUCGGUGUACAGAAGGAUUGCCAAGAGUUUGCGAAUGAGAAGACGGUAUCUGCCGGCGAAGGUGGUGAGUGGACCGCUGGCCAGCAGAACGUCGGUACUGCUGCAGUGGUCGCUGAACGACGCCGUGCAUUUAGAUAGUGAGGGGACUAGUGUUGUUUUUAGGUUACGAUAUAGGAAGACGACGAGUGCCACCAUUUACCAAGUGUUCUUUACAAAAAAAUUAAGAUUAGAUUGUGCGAUACGCCUAAGAAAUGUACGCGCGGGUCGCGUGCACUCGGGUCACGUGCCGCGCACGCACGGCUGCCGCGUGCUGGUGCCGGCGCCGGGCCCGCGCAGUGCCGUCCUCAUCGAGCUCCAUAAGCUCAAUGUGCCCUGCUCCACUGGGUUCAUCCGCUUCGCUCCUAACACUCCCACCCUGUGCGGCAAACUGGACCAAAUACCGCUUCCCAACAGAAAGUUCCUCUACACCUCAUCAUUUAAGAACCCCGCCAUAGAACUACACGGCCGGCCCACGUUCGCCGCGGUAUACCGUCUAGUAGACCAUUGCCAUGAUGUUCUACUUACGGGAAGAAACGGCUCGUUCGAAGUCGGCCCGACAAUCAAACUGUCAUGUUCGUAUGAGAUCCACCUGCCAUACGGCAACCGUGUCGCUCUGCGGCUACAAAUGGGCACAGGACCAAUGGAUGCGAAAGAAAACGACGUGUCCAAUAUAAUACAUGAAGACGUGCAAGCGUUGUGUAGAGGGAUGGAAUUAAGUUUAGAAGACGGAGAUUCUAAGUGGAAGCAUUGCUCCCAGCCUGGUGACCCUUUGAGAAGUGUUCAGAUUGUGUCUGAAGGAAAUUCAGUGCGUUUGAAUAUUAGUAUAACUGCAAAGAAGAAUACAUCAGCCAUGUGGUUGAAAGUGUGGUGGAUGGACAAAGCCAUAGAGAACAUCGUGGGGCAUUGUGACUAUGGGUGGGUGCUGUCUGGGGAUUUCUGCAUAUCAGCGGUGCGAGAGGCGAAGAAGGCAUGGAGACAAGCGGAAGCAGAGUGUGUGAGGCUGGGAGGACACCUCGCCAGUGUGCUGAAUGAGAGACAACAGCAAAUUAUGGACCAACUACUUAUACAUGCUCCCGGUGCUGGAGUAGAUGACGUGUACUGGAUCGGAGCGACUGAUGCCGUCCAUGAAGGCGAGUUCCGAUGGUCGGAUGGACUACCCUUCUCUUAUGCACACUGGUUUCCCGGCUGGAGAAAGCACAGUGGCCAGCCCAAUGAUGACGGCACAUCAGGCCAGGACUGCGUGGAGGCCCGUCGCGAGUUCCCUCCACGACCACCACCAGCUGCCACCACCUUCAUGUGGAACGACAGAGGAUGCAGGGAACAUAACUACUUCGUCUAUCCCUACAUCGCGUCCAAGAUCCUAUGUAACGAGACGAUAGUGCUGUCUCACUCGCACCCGCACGCUAUAAUAUCGAGCCCCGGCUUCCCCCGUCCGUACCCUGAUGAUGUUGAGUGUGUGAGUGAGAUCCGAGCGCCGCCUGCGCAUACCCUGAGACUGCACUUCGAAGAGCUGCUGACUGAACAUGAGCCGCAUUGCAGCUACGACUACCUAGAAAUCACGGAGGAGGGUGUGGACAACAGCACGCAAUCUUGUAUGGACUCGAAGCAAGUUCUGUUCAAUGGGCACUGCUACCUGUUCUCCGGUUACCCGAAAGCAUCCUGGGCGACUUCAAAACAGGUAUGUGAGGGCCUGAACAUGCAUCUAUCAUCAGUCCAUUCAGCAGACGAAGAACGGUUCAUAGUGUCAGGCAUCCGACAAAGCAGCGAUUACAGCGCUGGUUCCAUCUACUGGCUGGGAGCCCGUUUAGACGGUGAAGAGGAUGAAAGCUUGAGCUGGAUUGAUGGAAGCGCUGUAGGGUUUCAGGGCUGGCCACCUUAUAAUGACACCGAGGAAAUAGAGGACGCGUGUUUGGGCAUUCAGUGGAAGUCUUCACCAAUCCCGUCUCUACCUAGUGGCUUGUUUUGGACCUUACACAAGUGUGGGAUGACAGGCGGGUACGUGUGCAAGCGACGUCUCAACCCAGAGCACGUAGUCAAGAACAGAACGGUUGAAGGAACUUCUGGAGUGCUAACAAGUCCCAAUCAUCCUGGCAUGUACGACAACGACCUUGACUUCUGGGUACACGUGGUAGGCCCUGAGGACACGCGCCUAGUUUUUGUUUUUCAGAGAAUCGAUUUGGAAUAUCAAAAAGACUGCCUUUACGAUUUUGUUGAGGAACAGCUAUUGCGUCUUCGGCCCACCCAAGGUUCAGGGUUCUCAGUGACAUGGCGAGCGGUGGAGCUGGUCGGCUGCCCAUCACAGACUAUCACAUCUAAAGAAGGAGUCCUAAAAAGCCCUAACUACCCUCACUUUCUACUGCCCAACCUGGAUUGUACCAUCGAUAUUCUGGCUCCUACAGGCAAACGAGUCUUCCUGAACAUUAGUUUCUUCGACUUUGGUUACGGAGUGUUUGCAAAGGGCGUCCCUAUCAAUGUCACGGACUCAAUCCCUGAGGACUCUUUCAUUGACGUCCAGAUCGACCCUCAGAACCCUCCCAUCAGGCCGUUCCUGAACCCCAACAUCCUGACCAAUGGCCUCUUCGUGUCUCAAUCCGAAAUACUCCGACUGAGGUUCAAAACUGGAGAGAAUGUCACGGGACAAGGGUUUCUGGCGUAUUAUAAAACGAUUAGCUACCUGAACGCGUCUCACGUGUUGGAAGUAGCGUCAGGCGUGGGCGGUCGCCUGUCUGCGCCCAACUGGCCGCAGCUGGCGCCGGCGCGCGCCGCACUGCGCACGCGGCUCGUGGCGCCACACCAACACACACUCACACUGGCCUUCACGGCCACAACACUCGUCGCUACUGGAGACGAUCCCUGGCCGUGUGGCCUGGGGAGCGGGUGGAUACAGGUGAAAGACAGCUACACAGACAACAACGGAACGGAAUGGACUCUGUGCGAGGUGGAUAGGAGUAAGAGGAAGCUGGAGCCGCGCGCGCCGCUCGUCAUCAACUCGUACUUACACUCACUCAGUGUCACUCAACACGCGGGGGACAGGGGCGUCAAUAUGGAUGUCUCGCUCAUGGUAAACAAAGAUCCAGAGUACCACAGCAAAGUGCUACUAAUAUCUGAGGAGACGAGCUUGGAGUCCUGUUACCCAAACCCAUGUCUACACGAUGGAAGAUGUGCCACUGAUGAUGGAAGAAGUUACUGCCAGUGUUCAGGAUAUUACGCUGGUUUGUUCUGCUUGGUGACGGCGUGCGAGCGGUCGCCGUGUCUGUAUGGGAACUGUACGCUCGUGGCGGAGGGCGCGGGGGGCGCAGGGGGCGCGGGUGCUGGUGGCGAGGGGUUUGUGUGCGCAUGCGCGCGAGGGUGGCGCGGGCGGCGCUGUGCGGAGCGUGUGCGUCCGUGCGCGUCCAAGCCGUGCAACAACCGCGGCGCCUGCACCGAGCGGGACGGAGGGUUCCUCUGUCAGUGCAACCCAUCAUGGAAGGGCAAGAGAUGUGAGAUCCCAAAUCCGUCCCCCAACAUCAUCAGCUUGGGUCAGCGCAUGCUCCAGGAACCGUUCUGGCUCGGCCUCAUCACUGUGUUUGUGGUGCUGGGUAUGAUAGGCCUGGUCUGGUGCGCCAAGCGACACUUCCCCGAGAAGAUCGAGAAGCUGCUGGCCGAGGAGGCUGACCGAUGCGCUAGACCGGGCGUGCUGCAGGACGCGGCGCCGCACCGCACGCUGCUGACGCGGCUGGGUAUCCGCAAGCCGUCGGUGUCGGGGCUCGCGCCACACCCGCGAGCCGCGCGCACCUUUAGCUUGGACGAUCUGUUAAAGCCGCCGCCCGGACGAACACCGUCACCUCGUAAAAAACGUAACAAUUCCACUCCAACUAAGAAAAACGCUGCUGAGAAAAAACAAAUUUUGCAACAACUUAUAAGCCCUGCAACAACUAAUGACCAUUCAAAGAAGAUAACGAUGGGAGAUCUGAUACAGAUGUCUGAGAAACGGACGCUGAGUACAGUAGAAAGUGCGCCCGCAUUCAUGGACUAUGGAAAUGAAAACAAAGAGACUUCGUUUGCGAGUGAAGCUUCUACGCCGUCCACGUCGCCUUCCAUGCGGCACAUUUCAGACCCAAAACUGGAAAAGAAAGUGACGUUUGCAAGACUACUGAACAAAGUAUCCGCUGAAAUGAGCUCUAGUUCCGACGUAGACAUGGUGAACACUAUCACCAUUCCUAUGGCGGUAAUAUCAGACAGAGGAAUAAAAGCAAAAGCGUCGAGUACACCGCCCUCGCCGGGAGUCGAAGUACGAUCCCCUCACAGCACAUCCAGCAACCAGGGAAGUGACUCGAUGUCGAGCUUGGACUUGACGUUGACGCACACUGCAUUGAAGAAAUAUUCGAGACAGCCAAAAAUCUCAAGCGCUGACUCCAUACUGGCGAUGUUCCGGAAUUUCUCAUCCUCAUCAGCAGCAAUAGUGUCGCGAGCGUCGUCCGGAGGAGUGUCCGUGUCCAGUACACCGUCAGCUUCAUCACCUCAGGACGAUACAGUGGACGCGGACGACAUAUCCAUAGCAUCCUCACACAUACCCUCACUGGCGCCAGACUCGCCUGUCACCAGGCCACAUAACACUAUUGAGAUCCAGGUUCUGGACCCUCUAAGUGCACACAAAUCUUCAUCAUCAGGUAGCAACCUACUUCAUCCACCGUCCAUACUCCUUGAAGUACCGAGUGGGAUCAACAAAUGUUUGUCCCCGAUACGAGAGCUCCCUACACCACUACCUACCCCCCUCCCGACACCCCUACCCACCCCUCUACCGUCCCCUAGACUGCCACGAGCUAGUAUUGAAAUGGAUGUUAAGAGCGAGUCUACAGCAACUGUCAUGUCACCCAGUGAAGAUGAGCUCGAUGAAAUUAAGUGCGAAACGAAGAGUGACAGACCAACUUCUGGUUUGCGAUUGAAGCUACGACCAAAUUUGCUGAGCACGGACACAGCCACUACGACGCCGACACCAUCGACACAUAUGACGUCAUCAGCCAGCCCGAGUUUGACCCACAGCCCUGCGUCGCCCCCUGGCGUGCUGCCGGGCGUGCUGCCAGGCGUGCUGGGCGGUGGUGUGCCGGCGCUGCGCGUGCCAGUGCUACAAGUGCAGCGCGCGUCCCCCGGGUCGCCACCGCCCCGUCGUACGCCCCCGCACUUAGAGUUCCAGCCACCGCCCCUCAUUACCGUCACCUACAAUGCUAGCGAGGAGUCCGAUGAGCCAAUGUCCCCUAGACCGCCCCCACCGUCCGGCAAUAUGUGCUACCUAAGUCCCUUCUCGAUGUCCGCGAGAGGAGAACGAGCUCCAUCAGAAUCGAACCUAUCCUCGUCAGGGUACAGCUCUAUGGCGAGCCCUGGACCCUCGAGGUGUGGUUCUAGCAAUCCCUUAUGUCCUUCAGAAAUGGAAGACCCUGGGUCUGGUGGUGGCCCAUCCUGUUUUCAGUCCAGGAGACGACCGCUCAUGAAAACUAACUCCAGCCCUGCAGCUUCUAAUGAUGACAGUAAGGAACGUAGGCGAGGACGAUCUGACUCCGAGACAUUAUCCGACGACCCCCUGUUAGAGUCUAAUGACGAGGGCAUAGGUACAGACGAGAGAGUAGACGACGUACCCACCAGCGCGAAAGAGAUGGAACUAGUCGCACUGAAAGAGACUUUAGAGAUUCCGCAAGCCACCCUGUGCUCCCCUAGCGGAGUGACCAAGUGUUCAAUAGUCAAAUGUGUUAGUGUCGAGAGAGGAUUAGACGAGAAGGCUAGUUUGAGGCCUCCCACUUUAAUAACUGAAGGUAGUAGGCCCUUGAGCCCAGUCAGUUCCAGGAGCGAGAGCCCAUUAAGUGACAAAACUGGUUUGGGAAGGUUUUCUCCACAAUUUUACGGUAGACAACUACCGUUUACAGAUUCUGACGGGUUGUACGACUUUCCGAGUUCGGAAUGUGUGAAAGGUGCCAACAACAAGUUAGGCAGUAACUGUCAGAAGAAGAGUGGCAGGAAGCGCGACCGCAGGAACACGCGCACCGCCUCGCAUGACGUCACAGGCAACAACAAGCCCACGCUGCCACACAUGCCGCACUCCAUGCACAACCUGUUGGAGGUGCCAGGCAGUCGUGACGGCGCGACCCGUGGUCGCAAGGGUGGCAGGCGUCGGUCCCGGUCCCAGGCGCCGGCACCAGCGUCAUCAUCAUCGUCUGAGGACUCAGUGUCCAACGCCAGCGUGGCGUCAGUGGCCUCCGCCAGGGAACUGAGGUUACCUGAUAUGGACAUGCAGGACACGUCGUCUAAAAUAUCUUCGAGUUUGGAUCUAACGGAGGAUUCCAGAAAACCACCAAAAGUCAACAAAUUGCGGACGAUAAGCAAUCAGAUAAGAUUUCUCCGACGGCUAGAGCGCAGCUUGAAAAUGAAAGAAAGUUACCCAGCUCUUUCCGACGACGAAGGAGACGAGUCAUCGAGCGUCACUUCACCCCUACUCCAAGGUCGGAAGGACUUAGGCCGACUACCCAGCCACGCGAUAUCAGCUCCUCUACUUAGUGCAGUUAGACCCAAAAUUACUAGACAAAGACGUUACGAUAGGUCGUUAGUAAGUGAAGACACAAGGACUUUAAAUACUGCCGCAGGUCAAGACAAUUCUGACUGAAAUUAAACUAUUUGUGUUGAAUAGUGCUAUUUCAUUUGACUCACAGGUACACGGUUUUGUAGGUACGUAUGUAUUUCUAAAUGUUAUUUUGGAAAAACGAUAGUCGCUAUGGUAACUGUUAAAAUUCGUCGACCUUUUGGACAUUACGAAUUAUCUCCAUGUUCACGAAAUAUCAAAUCGACAUGAGUAUACAAGAUUCUAAUCUAAUGUGAUAUAUUAAACUAAGCGACACAAAUACUAGAACGUUAUUGAUUUGAAGUAGAUUUAAUAUUUAGGAGAUUGAACGUUUUCAUUUCCUUCAGUUCACUUUUGAUGUCUCAAAGUACUCGUAAUUUAGCUUCAUGUUGUACAUAAUUUUCUCGAUAGCAAUAACUUAUUUGUACAAGAUUUUGUAGGAAGAAAUAUUUUACUAUAAGUAAUCGUAGUGACGUACUGUAAUGUAGGACACGAGUCAUCGCUAUCAUUUCUACUCCUUACCUUAAACUAAAUAGUUGUUUUAACAUAUAGUAUGUUUUAUAAAAGAUUACUUUCGCUUUAUUUGUAGUUUCUGUUAAAUAUACUACGUAUAAAAUGCUUUUUGUAAAUAUAUUAAACGUAUUGCUCAAAUGCAUAUUUUGUGAAAUCGUUUUUUGCGCACUUUUUGCUGUUUUGUAAAUAUAAUACGUAUGUAACUUAUUUAUUAUUGUAAAUAUCGGAUUCGAGAGAAAUCUUUUCAUUUUUCUUGACAAAAAAUUACAUGUAAAAUGUUCUAGAUUAUAAGUAAAAAACAAAAUGAAAGGCCCAAAAAAAUCUGUAUACCAAUUGCACAAUUACUACUUAUAUACAAUUAUAUAUAUGAAUAUAAGCACUCAUAAUACGUUAAGCUAUGUAUUGAUACCUUGAAGUAAGUAUGUACUCGACGCACCAAUAGAAUAGUUUGUUCCAUGUAUGUGUAACAAUGCCACACUAUCAACUCCGUAGACUCCCUUCAUAGUCCUAUUGAAUAGUUCCCUAUUCUGUUGUUAAUGCAUAUUUAUUUUAAGUCACUCUAGAAAUUACCUUAUAAUCAAUAGAUACCUAGUUUAGUUAGCUUUAACAUAAUGUAAAAGCUUAAAAACGUUCCAUAUAGGAUAUAGAUACGUAUUAAAUUUUUUAUUGG